Messenger RNA from Echinostoma caproni, 864 nucleotides. NCBI's taxonomy places the organism in Eukaryota, Metazoa, Platyhelminthes, Trematoda, Plagiorchiida, Echinostomatidae. The record is from the annotation of a GenBank genome assembly.
AUGUCUCGAUCCGACACAUCUUGUCACUGUUGUGCAUCACAACCAGGCGUGCAGUCUAAUGGAACAACGCACUCCCUGAUCGUCCUUAUGUUGUACACCAGUUUUGCCCGCAUAAAAGACGUUCCCGUGAGGAGAAAGGGGAAUGGUGCGAUCUGUUAUCAGUUGAAAAUUUUUACGGCUGCCUUGUUCUUCCGGAUCAUUCUCAAACGUCAGCUGAGCCGAACACAAUGGUUCGCUCUUGUUCUCCUGUUUAUUGGUGUCUCCAUGACUCCAGUGAGUGACGCAACCGAGUCAUCCUCGUCCUCCUCUUCAUCCGCCGCCGCCGCAUCUCUCAGCAAGCAUGAGAUUGCAGCUCCAGUCAUGAAGCAAUUGCUCGCCCUGGCCUCGGUGAUUGCAGCUUGUAUGUGUUCCGGAUUUGCGGGUGUGUAUUUUGAAAAAUUGCUCAAAGGUAGUCAUAAAAGUGUGGCUGUGCGAAACAUCCAGCUGGCGUUCUACGGAGUCACAGCCGGUCUACUCACUGUGUUCAUCAAAGACGGGGCCAACGUGCAAGAGCACGGAUUCUACUUCGGUUACGAUGGUGUUGUAUGGGCUUCGGUUUUGAUUCAGUCAUUGGGUGGGCUGUUGAUUGCUGCGACCAUUCGAUAUGCGGACAAUAUUAUGAAAGGAUUUGCUCCAUCCGUUGCCAUCGUGCUCACAUUUAUCCUAUCCAUAUUCUUUUUCCAUUUCUCUCCCACUUGGACAUUUGUAUGCGGUGGGCUGUUAGUUGUGGUAGCCACAGUACUUUACUCCCUCUGUCCACCACCGAAACUGGUCGCUGGAGCCACACCAACAGAAGUACCGUCCACAAAACCUACACGCUCAUAG